AUGUUGAGCUCCGUCGUGAACACUUCCAUCUCUUGGUGUCAAGCCAAUUUACCUGUACAAGCUGCCAGGGAAAGGAUUCCUCUCGUGAACACGAGUUUAAGGGUAGCUGACGCCUAUGGUAUGCCUGUGGUUGUUAAAGUCGACUCUAUCAUUGACGGUAUCAUCGACAAAGGCAACUACUAUGUUGCUAAUGUUCGUGGUAAAUCCGUUGCUGCUUUCGAGGCAGUUGAAGGUAUGAGAGGCUCCCUCCGGAAAAAGGAGGAAGCAGUUCGAAACAAGGUUGGUGACCUCGUCACUGAGAAGAAGAACGAGUUCGCUAACGCUAAGCACAUGGUCAUCACUAAGGUCAACAACACGUAUCAUGUAUUAUCUUCAAGGUUGCAGAAGAUACCAAAUUCCAUAGACUUCGACAUCCACGUAUUACUCGAUCAAGACAGUUGGCUGGUUGGUGCUAUGCUGGGCAUGAGGGAUCGUGUUCUGGCGAUCGCUGCGAAGGGUUUGGACAUGACCCUUGGUGAAGAGAGACGGUCUGCCAUCUUUGAAAGAGGUUCUGUUACUUAUGAGAGAGCACUCGAUAUGGCAUGUGGUUUCCUUGGAGUCGAGCGUCGCACUACUGUGGCAGUCCCUACUAGUCCCAGUGAGAGCUCUCAAGCCGCCACUGAUAAGGUCUCCGAGACUAGCACGGUUGAGCCGGUGAACGUCUUGAAGGAGCAGAAGGAAUCUUUGAUGGUUGACGAGAAGCAUUCUGUUGUUAGGGUUGAAUCGAAGAAGUGCAAAAAUUCUGGUCUUCCCAAGUAG
Messenger RNA from Perkinsus marinus ATCC 50983, 798 nucleotides. RefSeq lists its product as hypothetical. NCBI's taxonomy places the organism in Eukaryota, Perkinsozoa, Perkinsida, Perkinsidae. Bases 1 to 798 code for a protein of 265 amino acids. The record is from RefSeq and is a predicted model, not a curated record. The transcript is spliced from 4 exons.